Molecule: messenger RNA, 1123 nt
Organism: Rubroshorea leprosula
Lineage: Eukaryota; Viridiplantae; Streptophyta; Magnoliopsida; Malvales; Dipterocarpaceae
Source: the annotation of a GenBank genome assembly
AAAGAAUUCAAAUUAUUAAUUAAAUAAUAAAAUUCAACUGAUAUAAAAUUAAGUUUGAAUUAAUUCGUCAUUACCUAAAAAAAUUAAUAUAUUAAGGCAAGUUCCCUUAUUAGUCCCAAAGUAAUAAACCUAGAGGACGACCUCAAUAUUAACAGAAAUUACACUGUAACUUCUUUUUUGUUGGCAAAUUAUAUGAUAGCUAAUAGCCAAAAAAUAAUAAAAUUAGCUAUUACAUAAGAAGCAAUCAGGUAUUGAAGAGAAUGGAGAAUGCAGAAAAAAUGAGAGAACGAGGCAGCGGACGACUGAGACCAUGGGACAGGCACAGAGCACAGAGCGAGGGUCGAAGAAGCACCAGAAGGUAUAACGGAGGAGCUAGCUGGAAUAAAGGCCGUCAGAGACAAGGGUAUGAAGGUGGUUACGAUCGAGUCCUUUACAACCAAGCAACAGUGUUCUUCUUCACCAACUUUCCAGAUGGCUGGACCUAUGAACAAAUGUGGAGGACCUUCCUUAAGUUCAGACGUGUAUUUGCCAUAUACAUCCCCCAGAGAAAGAACAAGGAAGGGAGCAGGUUUGGGUUUGUGCGCUUCCUGGACGUCAAGGAUGAGAGGAGCCUGGGAGACAGGGGCCCAAAACCCAGCUACGCGGAGGUGGUAAAAGGCUUUGGAAGUAGAGGUGACAAAUGGGCAGCCAAUAGAGGUAUCAAACCUGCCCAACCCGGCAUCACAAGCAACAGUGGCAAAACAGAACAAAAAUGGGUAGAGAAGCGGAGGGAAUUGCAUUGGACUAGACUUGAGUUUAACCCGAAGUAUGAAGACUGGGAAUGGCUUGAGGGAUGCUUUGUUGGAAUAGCCAGAUCAGUGGGGAUUGUGCCCAUACUUCAAGAAAGACUAUACAUGGAGGGGCUUUUCUCAAUCAAGCUUCGUGCAAUGGGUGGGAAACUUGUCCUUAUGGACUGUGAUGAUAAAGAGGAAUUAAAAGAACUGGUUGAGUGAGCAAAAGAUUGGCUGGGGCAGUGGUUUGUCAAUAUUAAACGUUGGACCCCCCAGAUGGUUGCCACACAGAGAUUUGUUUGGCUAAAGUGUUAUGGAGUCCCUCUUCAUGCAUGGGUCCUGAAUUUUUCAUC